AUGAUAUCUCACAUGGAAGCAGUAGAACUAUACAACAUGAAAUGUGAAUGCUACAAAGUCCUUCUAUCUUCCUAUACGGGAGGUCUGUUCAUGUAUGAGGACUGGAACAAACUCUUCGGGCGCAGGAGAAUUGAUGAAUCCAACUGGAGUCGCCUGCUGUUGGAUCCUCGUAGUUGCACGUCGAAGGCUAUGUAUCUCUCCAACCAACAUCACCCUACCGACGUAGUGGUUUUCAGUGCCACGCCAUCCCUUACUGAUCAGAAGUACCGGUGCUGCCAGAUUCCUCCUUGA
Molecule: messenger RNA, 291 nt
Organism: Necator americanus (New World hookworm)
Lineage: Eukaryota; Metazoa; Nematoda; Chromadorea; Rhabditida; Ancylostomatidae
Exons: 5
Coding region: 1-291 (96 amino acids)
Source: RefSeq, a predicted model, not a curated record